AUGAUAUCGAUAGAACCCUAUGAAACCGGUCUCCUGGCCGCUAUCCUAGGGGUUCUAUCUCAUCUUGCAAUCUUCAUUAGAGGAGAAUGGCAUAUGCAGGCCCCAACGCUAGUAAAGAUCUAUUCUUUAUUUGCGUUUACAGUCUUCUUCAUUUUUUACCGCGCUGAGGGAGAUGUGAAUACCAGCUUCACUUCAACUGCAUUCCUGGUAAGCUCCUACGCUAUCGGGCUGUUCACUAGCAUCAUCAUAUACCGAAAAUUCUUCCACCGUCUCCGUCAUUUUCCUGGCCCUUGGAUGGCUGGGGCGACAAAGUUUUGGCAUGUGUGGAAAUGUCGUACUGGACAGAACUAUCUUGUCCUCGAAGAACUCCGCAAGCAAUACGGACCUGUCAUUCGAACCGGACCAGAAGAACUUACUUUUAUCGAUGCUGCUGUUCCUCUAGCUGUUGACGGUCCCGGAAACGAAUGCACCAAAGCCGUCUGGUACGACUUUUUGCUCCCUGAGAUCGCGCUCAACACAACGAGAAGCAUAAAAGACCACAAUGCGCGAAGACGGGUCUGGGAUCGAGGCUUCAGUCCGAAAGCGCUUGCCAUUUACGAAGAACGCGUGGUAGAAUACGCCGAAACGCUAGCAGCCCAAAUUGAAAAACUUGCCCUCGUGGGAGCCCCGAUCAAUGUAUCUGACUGGUUCUACUGGUUCACGUUCGAUGUCAUGGGCGAGUUUGCCUUCGCGCACUCAUUUGGGAUGCUUCAAGACGAGAAGUGGCACUUUGCUGUACGCUUACUACGCAAAGCUAUGAGCUUGUUAGGGCCGUUUAGCCCAGUGCCUUGGAUCGCUCAGAUCGCGUUCUACAUUACCCCCUGGAUGUACAUCGUUAAGGAUUGGCUUGCGAUGAUGCAGUGGUGUAGGGACCGCAUGACCGACAGGAUAAAGGCGAAAGUUUCGAGACCAGAUGUUUCACACUGGCUUAUUGAUGCCUCUUUACAAAAAGGCUCGCUUGAAGCCGACCGGGAAUGGCUGAACGGAGACGCCGUUACCAUUAUCAUUGCUGGAAGUGACACGAUCGCCCCGACUCUCGUAUUUGCCUUCUAUGAGCUUGCUAGAAGUCCAUGGCAUCAAGACAAGUUGCUUUCGGAACUUGAAGGGAUAGACAUUUACGACCGCGUUCAACUUCAAGGAUGUGCCCAUUUGACGGCCAUCAUCAAUGAAACCCUUCGCCUCUACCCCCCAGUGCCUACAGGAGGCUAUCGCCAGUCCCCACCUUCUGGGAUGACUAUCAACAAUACAUAUAUCCCGGGCAAUGUUACCAUUGUGUCGCCUCGCUAUUCUCUAGCACGCCUUGAUUCCUCCUAUGAAUGUGCUGACCAUUUUAUCCCUGAACGCUGGACUACUCAGCCAGAGAUGAUCAAGGAUGCCCGGGGUUUCGCACCAUUCUCUCAGGGCCGAUUCAAUUGUGUCGGAAAGUCACUCGCAAUGAGUGAGAUGCGGUUUGUGAUUGCCUUGCUGGUGAAGAAGUUUGAGGUCGGAUUUUGGGGAGAUGAUAAAGGCGACAAGCUAUUUUCUGAUCUAAAGGACCAGUUUACGGCCUCACCCGGUCGACUAGAUUUACGAUUUGGAGUGAGGGAGUGA
Messenger RNA from Annulohypoxylon maeteangense, 1629 nucleotides. Its product is annotated as cytochrome P450. The transcript has 3 exons. NCBI's taxonomy places the organism in Eukaryota, Fungi, Ascomycota, Sordariomycetes, Xylariales, Hypoxylaceae. Gene Ontology annotation, molecular function: iron ion binding; oxidoreductase activity, acting on paired donors, with incorporation or reduction of molecular oxygen; monooxygenase activity. Bases 1 to 1629 code for a protein of 542 amino acids. The record is from RefSeq and is a predicted model, not a curated record.